AUGGUUGGAAAAAUAGACGCCUACAUCGAUUGUGUUUCCCCGUAUUCAUACUACGCGACGUUAUACCUAAGACGCAAUCGCAGAGCACUAGAUUCAUAUGGAGUUGAAAUCGAAUUCCAUCCCGUUUUCUUAGGCGGUAUCAAUGUUGGAUCAGAUAAUAAACCUCCAUGGACACUCCCAGCCAAAGCUGCAUAUUCCAAAUUUGACAUGCAGCGAGCGUGUACAUACUUCGGCGUGCCGCCGAUCAAAAUACCGGAAUUCUUUCCGAUCCUUUCGAUAAUGCCGCAGCGAUGUAUGAUCUAUAUCAAGCGACAUUAUCCACGUGAGAGGUUCGAAACAACCUUCAUCUCAUUGUGGGAGGGGAUGUAUCACAAGAACAUUGACAUUAGCAAGCUGGAGAAGCUAGUAGACCUGCUCAAGAUACAAGAGUACUCCGAUCAGGAAGUCAAAGAAAUCCUGGCUGCUGUAUCUAAUCCUGAGUAUAAGCAGGCGCUGAUUGAUAAUACUCAGAAAGCGCUGGACCUAGGCGCGUAUGGUGCGCCGUGGUUCUGGGUGCGGAAUGAGAAGGGGAACGAGGAGCCUUUCUUUGGAAGUGACCGUUUUGCGUUUAUGUGGCAGUACUUGGGAGUGCCGUACCAUGAUAUAGCUAUCACUGAGAAGGCGCGAUUGUAG
Molecule: messenger RNA, 672 nt
Organism: Penicillium taxi
Lineage: Eukaryota; Fungi; Ascomycota; Eurotiomycetes; Eurotiales; Aspergillaceae
Product: putative DSBA family oxidoreductase
Exons: 6
Coding region: 1-672 (223 amino acids)
Biological process (GO): glutathione metabolic process
Cellular component (GO): peroxisome; mitochondrion
Molecular function (GO): glutathione transferase activity; glutathione peroxidase activity
Source: RefSeq, a predicted model, not a curated record